UUUCUUUUCCUUUCUUUCUCCUCACGCCUCGCUCGCUCUCUUCCUCUUCCUCCCUCGCUUUGCCCGCUCCGAGGAGCUAGAUUCGAUCACAUCGCGUCACACCCGAGAGAGAGCCAAAACCCUAGCCAGAUCCUUCCAGAAGCUUCCGCCCGCCCGCGGAGGAGAUGCAGGGCGGAAACCACAUGCUCCUCGAGGAGCCCGUCCGCCUCGCUUCCUGCCUCGCCCCGGCCAAGCCCAAAGUAUUCCCAUCGCUCACCAAGAUUGUUGGGACGCUUGGGCCCAGGUCGCGCUCGGUCGAAGUUAUUGAAGAAUGCCUCACUGCCGGGAUGUCAGUUACGCGGUUUGAUUUCUCUUGGAAGGAUGCUGCUUAUCAUCAGGAGACCCUUGAUAAUCUCAGGAAAGCCGCACAGAAUGUCAAGAAGUUGUGCCCUAUAAUGUUAGAUACAGUGGGUCCAGAAAUUCAGGUUGACAACUCAACUGGUGGAUCAAUCGAGUUGAAAGGUGGAAAUCAUGUCACAAUAACACCAGACCUUUCUAAAGCUCCCUCAGCUGAUAUUCUACCAAUUAAAUUUGGUGAUCUUGCAAAAGUUGUGAAGAAGGGUGAUACUCUUUUCAUGGGUCAAUAUCUUUUCACAGGAAGUGAAUCAACGUCUCUCUGGCUCGAGGUUACUGAGACUUCUGGUGAAGAAGUGAUUUGUCUUGUGAAGAAUACGGCUACACUGUCAGGGCCCAUUUUCACUCUGCAUGUUUCACAAGUACAUAUCAGUAUGCCCACUUUGAGUGAAUAUGAUAAACAGGUCAUUUCAACAUGGGGGUUGCAGAACAGUGUUGAUAUUAUAUCGCUUUCACAUACCCGCUCUUCUGAGGAUGUCAGUGAGCUUAGAGCCUUUUUACUAUCUCAUGAUCUUCAAGACACGCAGAUCUAUGCGAAGAUUGAAAAUGCUGAGGGUUUGGAGCAUUUUGAUGAAAUUCUCCAAGAGGCUGAUGGUAUUAUUAUAUCUCGAGGAGAUCUGGGAAUUGACCUCCCACCAGAGAGGGUGUUCAUGUCCCAGAAGAAUGGUAUCCAGAAAUGCAACCUGGCUGGCAAACCUGUGAUCAUCACUAGAGUUGUGGAUAGUAUGGUUGACAAUCUACGCCCUACUCGUGCGGAAGCAACUGAUGUAGCAAAUGCUGUCCUUGAUGGAACUGAUGGCAUUUUGCUUGGUGCGGAGACACUUCGAGGGCAAUAUCCUGUUGAUUCUGUGGGUACUGUUGGCAAGAUAUGUUCAGAAGCUGAGACCGUGUAUAACCAGUCACUUCACUUCAAGAGAGUAGUGAGGCAUGUAGGUGAACCCAUGGCCCAUGAAGAAUCUGUAGCAUCAUCAGCGGUUCGUUCUGCAAUGAAAGUAAAAGCUGCUGCGAUUAUUGUGUUCACCUUCUCAGGGAGAGCUGCUAGAUUAAUUGCUAAGUACAGGCCCCCAAUGCCAGUUUUGGCAGUUGUGUUUCCACGCGAGGGAUCUGAUCCAUCGAAGUGGCUUUCUUAUGGAACAACACAGGCGAGGCAAUGUUUUUCUGUUAGAGGUGUCUACCCUUUGAUGGGGAGUACUGAUGAGGCCGAAACUGGUGGGCUCACCAAGGAGGAAUAUGGGAUAAAACUUGCACUGAACUACGGCCGGUCAGUCGGCAUAAUAAAGCCGUACGACAGGGUGAUAAUUUUCGAAAAGAUUGGCGAUUCUUCUGUUGUCAAGAUCAUUGAGUGUGACGAUUCUUAAAGAUGAGACACCCAUUUCUCAGGCAACAGUUUUUACACGCCUGGGAUCACCUUUUGUUCUCCAUUUACUCUGACCAGAGAUAACAAGAGAAGUACAGCAUGACACGGUUGUCUCCUGUUUAGCACUUUGGCAUUUUAGAUUUAUAUACUUCUUGCCGUAAUAAGUUGAAGAUAAAUUCAGAAACAGCAGCAACCAAGUUUUGGACAAAACUAUAGUAUUGUUGAAUGAGAUAAUAUCUAUGAGUGAUUCCUAGCCUGUAUUUCACAUUACAUGAUAUGCUGUAUUUAACUGAAAAGACAUACUGUCUUCAGCGAUUA
This is a messenger RNA of Lolium rigidum, 2068 nucleotides long. Its product is annotated as pyruvate kinase 2, cytosolic-like. Gene Ontology annotation, cellular component: cytoplasm. Gene Ontology annotation, molecular function: potassium ion binding; pyruvate kinase activity; magnesium ion binding. Bases 165 to 1751 code for a protein of 528 amino acids. Lineage: Eukaryota; Viridiplantae; Streptophyta; Magnoliopsida; Poales; Poaceae. The transcript has 16 exons. Gene Ontology annotation, biological process: glycolytic process. The record is from RefSeq and is a predicted model, not a curated record.